UUAGCCGGCCUGCCAUUCGAGAUCCGCAGCCUCAUCUGGGAGGCCACUCUGCCUCCUCCUCGGAUCUUCCACGUCAAGAGCACAGCAGAAUCCAGCCUCCAGAAGAUCCUCACCUUCCACCGGAAACACCCGCCGCCCGUUGCGCUCCACAUCUGCGCCGAGUCCCGAGCCGCGGCUCUCCGAAACGGAGGCUUCUUCCUCGCUCCUCCGGAUGCCGCCACGGGGCCUUGGUUCAAUCCCAAGCGGGACAUUCUGUAUUUCGACCGCAACCAGCGCCACAUGCUGCGCUCCAAGUUCGGCAAGACGCAGAUCGCCGGCUGGGAGCAGGUCCUACAUGUCGGGCUGGAGUGGCGGGCCUGGUUCCGCGAUGUGCCGCGGCGGACGGCGCCUGGGGACGAGGAGGUUCGCAAACACUGGCGGAGCGUCGUCAGAGGGCUCUACUUCCACAUGCCUGCGCUGGAGGGCAUUCACUACGUGCUCCCGCGCGUGCGGCAUAAGGGGGGCGUGACGUGGGGCAGAGAGCCUUACAAGGCAGCAGAGUACGAGGCGGAUGUGGUGCGUCUGCCAGAGGAGACGGAGAUUCCGUGG
Molecule: messenger RNA, 588 nt
Organism: Trichoderma citrinoviride
Lineage: Eukaryota; Fungi; Ascomycota; Sordariomycetes; Hypocreales; Hypocreaceae
Exons: 1
Source: RefSeq, a predicted model, not a curated record